Molecule: messenger RNA, 7284 nt
Organism: Melanotaenia boesemani (Boeseman's rainbowfish)
Lineage: Eukaryota; Metazoa; Chordata; Actinopteri; Atheriniformes; Melanotaeniidae
Gene: cdh24b
Exons: 14
Coding region: 429-5336 (1635 amino acids)
Biological process (GO): adherens junction organization; multicellular organism development; calcium-dependent cell-cell adhesion
Cellular component (GO): plasma membrane; catenin complex; adherens junction
Molecular function (GO): calcium ion binding; cadherin binding
Source: RefSeq, a predicted model, not a curated record
CCUUCUUGGACUCAGUUCUGUGACCGGCUGACGGGAAGCACGAGCGACCGACCGAAACUUGAGACAAUCAUAGUGAGAUCCUACAUCUAGAGGGUGUUCAACUCUCCACGGGAAACUGAAUGAGACACUUCGCAAGAGGAGUGGGAAAUAAAACCUGCCGAGGGAGGCUUUGUGAGAUAGAGGGAGAUAUUUAUUGGACAGCAUAAGAAAAAAACAAAAAACAAAACAAGCAAAAAAAAAAAAAAAAAACAGGAGAAAAGGAGUGAUUGACACCUGCCCUCUACCCCAGUGUGAAGGACACAGAAUGGGAGAGUGAGAGGAGGGGCGUGAAGAGAGGGAAAACGCAGGAGAGAAUGAAGACAGCCGGAAAACAAGCCCUGUCUUACUACAAACCUUGCUCAAAUUAGGACAUCUCGCCACAAGACAAGAUGAUUGCAAGAAAUCUGCUCCUAUUGGUUUUCCUGUGUUUGUUGGAGAGGUUUGUGGGAGUGGUCUCAGCCAGUAACAUUCUUCGCAGGAGAGGAGUGGGCGGAUCGCACAUGAUGAAGCUAGGAGAAGGCAGAUCUACGGACCAAUGGGAUGCAAACGUGGAUUUGAAUGCAAUGCCCAUGGUGACUCUGAGAAACCUGAUUAGUCACGAACAGGACUCUGGAUCUUUAACUUACUCCAAAAUCCUGCAGAAUCAUCCUCCAUCAGCUAACAAGGACAAACAAUCUUUCAAGCCCAAGCGUGAAGUGGACUCUGUCAAUAAAAAAGACGGGACUCCGUACAUAUUAGCCAGCAACAAGGCAUUAAACCAGGAUUUAAAGAAAGUUAAAAACAACACAAAGAGUGUUGAGACUUCCAAAACAGGAAGACCAGAAAAAACAUUCACAAUCCAUCACAAGCCAGAUUUACACUCCAAUAAAACCAGGUUUAAAUCAGGCUCUAGAUCCAGGAGCAGACCUGAUUUGAACGUUCGUACUACAGGUGUGCCCGUUAAGGGGUUUAGCAUAGACUCAAACAGAAAGCUGAACCUCACUGGUAGUUAUGGCGUACUUAAGCUGCUGUCAAAAGAGAACCUCGUCAGAAUUGUCAAUUCCCAAAUGCAGAGUGUUCCUAGCCUUAGCUUUCCAAGCAAGGGCAGUCGGAGUAGGAAGAGAGAUUUGAUUGACGUUAAUCAUGGGCACUUAGAGGCUCAGAAAGCUCUGAGACAAGAUAUAGCUGUCACUCAGCCUCAUGUUGGAUUUGAUAAUCAGACUGCAUUUCCUUUUGCAAGCCCAGUCACCAGUCCGGAUCUUAAUCGAGACCCGGGCGCCGAUGCUCGCAUUAGUCCGAUAAGUGAUGUCAAGCCAGCUUUAAGUAAAGGGCAGGUCAACUUGGGAGCAGAGGGUUUAGAUAGCAGAGAUAACAGGAGCAAACACCUUGUCCGCUUUCUGUCAACACCUCGCAGCGAGGUCAGCCUCAGCCCCGAGCAAGAAGUGAUGAUCGGCCAAACAGAACCACCAUUUACAGUGACGAAACAUCUCCCAGUACAUGUUCUGCCAGAAGCGAAUGAUUCCCCUCCAUCUGUGCUGACAAUGCAGCCCCUGGGAGUGAGACUGGGGAACAGAGCAGCAGAUUCCCAUAGAGACCUAUUAACAGAGUCAGCUCACACUGCUCAAACAGAACUCAGCACAGCUCAGUACCCUGCAGAUGAAGACAACAAACUUGUCAACAGCAGUCAUGUCCUGAGGCUUCACCCCGCUCUCGAAUGGAGUCACAGUGGAAAGGACGCUGAGAUGCAAGCUGUCGAUCCAGAGAAUGGAAAGGGCCUUGUGUUUGAAGAGGCAGAGGCGGACGACGGGGCACGCGACCGUAUGGAAAGGAAAGGAUCACGCUCUCGCAGCAGGAGGAGCUGGAUCUGGAACCAGUUCUUUGUCAUUGAAGAAUAUGCCGGACCUGAACCUGUGCUCAUCGGACGGCUCCACACGGACAUGGACAGGAAUGAUGGCCGAACUAAGUAUGUCCUACGUGGUGAGGGGGCAGGCUCGGUCUUUGUGAUCGAUGAGAAAACAGGAAACAUCCACGUCACCAAGCCUCUGGACCGUGAAGAAAAGGAUGAGUACCGUCUCAUUGCUACGGCUACAGACAGGCAGACUGACCGUGCCCUGGAGCCCUCAUCACAGUUCAUAAUUCGAGUGCAGGACAUCAACGACAACCCUCCUAUUUUUGAUGAAGGUCCCUACAGUGCCAACGUGCCUGAGAUGGCAAAUAUAGGCACGUCUAUAAUCCAGGUGACAGCGACAGAUGCUGAUGACCCGACAUACGGGAACAGCGCCAAGCUAGUGUACACACUGGUGCAGGGCCAACAGUACUUCUCUGUCGAUCCCCAGACAGGUGUUUUACGUACAGCUGUACCCGACAUGGACCGGGAGACCCAGGACCAAUACCUUGUGGUGCUUCAGGCCAAAGACAUGGGGGGCCACUUGGGAGGAUUAUCAGGGACCACCACCGUCACCGUCAAGCUGACUGAUGUCAAUGACAACCCCCCACGCUUCACCCAGAGUAUGUGGUCCUUCUCUGUUUCCGAGCUGGCCAUCCCGGGCGCUGAGAUAGGACGCAUCUCUGCAACCGACGCCGACCUCGGCGAGAACGCCAAGCUGGAAUACAUCAUCCUAGAAGGGGAGACCGGGGACACCUUUAACAUUACUGGAGUCAACCAAGAGGCGGUCAUCACGCUGAACAAGGCGGUGGACUACGAGGGUCGAAGCUCCUAUUCCUUCUCUGUGGAGGUCCUCAACCCCAUUGUAGACCCUCGUUUUUUACGUCGAGGCCCCUUUAAAGACCGGGCUUCAAUCCGAGUUGCAGUCCUGGAUGCUGACGAGCCGCCAAGGUUCUCCCGGUCUCGAUACCACAUGGAUGUGUCUGAGAACUGCCCGCCAGCCUGCACCGUGGGUCGGGUCAGCGCCGUAGAUCCAGACACUGGUUUGACAAAUAAUAUCAGGUUUUCCAUUGAUCCCCAGUCAGACCCGGAGGCUCUGUUCCGUAUCACCCCAGACACCGGCCUCAUCACCACGGCUAUGGAGCUGGAUCGGGAGCGUGAGCACUGGCACAACAUUACAGUUAUCGCCACGCAGAGAGACAACCCCAGCCAGGUGUCCAGAGUUCUGGUUGCAAUAGAGACGCUGGACCUUAAUGACAACGCGCCUGAGCUGGACAGACAGUACAUGACCGCCAUGUGCGACUCAUCUUCCACUGGACAGGUGGUGCAGGUGUUGCGGGCGAUUGAUAGAGAUGAGGGAGGGAAUGACAGCACCGUGUAUUUCAGCAUCCCCCCAGAAUCCAGCGCUGCCCUCAACUUCAGCGUCAGAGACAGUGGCGGCCCCACAGCCAGCCUGGUGCUGCUGUCCCAGCUCCAGCCGUUGUCCCGCUCCUCGUCCUCCACCCUGACGCUCUACGUGCCACUCGUCCUGAGGGACGGGACAUCGGGCCUCACCAGCACAGGGACGGUCACCGUGUCCGUCUGUCCCUGCCUGAGAGGAGGGGCGCGGGCCUUGGAAAAAGAAAAGGACAAACAGACGGAAGGCGAGUGGGACUGGGAAAGAGAGGCGGUGUGUCUCCCUCAGCAGUCAACGCUGCCGUCUCCUGGGCUCAGCACCGCUGCCCUGCUGGCUAUCCUGGCUUGUGUUGCUACGCUACUGGCGGUGAGCGCCCUGUCAUUGUCUCUGCGCCGCCAGAAGCGCGACUCCUUGUCGCCCUUAGAGGAGGACGACGUGCGCGAGAACAUCAUAACGUAUGAUGACGAGGGCGGAGGUGAGGCUGACACGGCUGCCUUUGACAUUGUGGCACUUCAGAGUGCUCCGCACAGUUCACGCUCACGUGGCUACCGCACGCUAGACAGCAGGAAUAUUCGAUACACCCAGCAUGGUCAAGACAAAACUCGCACCUACAGCUGGGCUCAAAAUCCAGGUGUGGAUAGCAACUACUCAGGACCAGGAGGAGCACUUUAUGGUCGUCUCAGCUAUAGCAGCCACACAUUACCCAUUCUCCGCCGCACACCAGGUGGAACUUUUGACCCAGGCUUGGCAGAGCUGGCAUACCGUUUUCCUGGAGGCCAGCCCGACCACUCCUUGGUUAUCCAGAACCAAGGGGCAAUGGUUGGGCCAAUGGAGUCGGGGGCUGUGUACAUAGCUCCCACAGAUCUCAGCACAGGAAGCCGAACAGGAAGUCGCACAGGAAGCCGCGACGGGACAGCACCUCAGAGUGGGGUGAGCACAUCGGAUGGGGGGACGCCGAGGACCGGUGACAGCCAGGAGAGAGGAGGAGGAACAGGAACUGCAAGCAACUGUACAGAGGGGAGUAAUGAGGACAAAGUUAACCACAAUCAAGAUGUUGACUGGGUGCAGUCGGAGACACUUCCCCGGGAGCACAACCUCGUCAUGACCCGAUCAGGCUCCAUGAUUGGCCAGGGUCACGGCGUGGGAGGCUGGGUGUGUGACUCGGCUACGUUACCCCUGGCAGGUCGCAGGGCCUCCCGUGCUGGUCUGUCCCCAAAACGCACAGGCUCCAGUCUGGCUGAGCCUGACUCCAGUGGAGGAGGAGGAGGUGUAAAUGGUGGGGUGUCCUCUGCAGAUGGACAACAACCUUUUAGUGGACGCAACUAUGCCACUGUCCUGCAGGGGGAGGUAUCUGGACCCAGGGACUACCCCGGCAGCCUGGGGAGAGGAGGACUGGAAAUGGGGAGCAACUUUGUUGUUGCGAGGCCCGACAGGGAGAACGGAGGAUUACCACUCACAGGGACUGCAUCUGUCUACCCAGAGACAGCUGGCUUUAUCGGGGACUGGCGUGAUCGAGUGGGUCUGGGGGGGUAUGUUUUGGGCAGACGAGAUAUGAGCCCUCAGCUUUUACCUUUCCCGGGGCAGCCGCGAGGAGUGUACGGUGGAGUAAUGGGCUACGAGCCCAACUGGGUUCCAGGAAUGGAGGCAGUGAGAGGGCCACCAGGGCCGGGGGGUCACUCUUUGGCACUGAGGGUGGGUGAGUUCCUACGGCUGCGUCUUGCCCAAGUCACUUUUGACCCCUCACAGCCACCGUACGACUCCGUCCAGGUGUACGGCCUGGAAGGGACAGGGUCCAGAGCCGGAUCCCUCAGCUCUCUAGAAAGUGAAGGAGAAAAGGAGGAUUGGGGGGCAGGGCUGGAAGAGUGGGGCCCCCAGUUUGAAAAGCUGGCCCAGCUCUUUAAAGACAGGAAAAAAGAGAGGGAGGAAAAAGAAAAAGUUGAAGAGGGUGCCAAAACAGAGAGAGACAAGAAAGAAGAGCCUGAGAAGAAAGAGGAAAAGGAGGGAAGAGAGCAGGCUGGAGAGGAAGGGAAAAACUGAGGGAAAAUUAAACAAAUAGGGGCAAAGGAGAUAGAAAGGAAAAGGGGCAAUAGGAGGAUGAUGAAAAGGCAACUAGAAGUAGAAUAAUGUGAAGAGAAGUUAUGGGGAGAAAGAUGAAGAGGCAAAGUAAUAAAAAGAGACAGAGAAAAACGAGCCUUGGGAGGAUGGAGAAUGCGAGGGCAGGAGAGGGAGUGAUUGAUGUAAUUUAAAGCAAUAAGUGUUGAAACGCUGAUAUGGUUGAGCACAGAUACUGAGACAAUGCAGAGGCUGCUUCGGCUCAGGGCAGCAACAAUUUGUUAAACGCUGUGGACAAAGAAAAACAACCCCAAACAUCCCAGACUCGAUUUAAUUCAGCUCUCACGUAUGGAAUGAGAAACAGCAGGAAGCAAGAAGAGACGUCGCUCGUCCCGUCUUUGUGUCUGCAUGUGUGCUUACGUGUGAGGAAGAUCAGAUGUGUAUGCGUCUGUUUGUGUAAUUGUAUGUGUGAGAUUAUAAAAACAGAGGUAGUGUGGCAGGGAGAAAUCCUGAUACCCAGAGACAAUUUAAAGAUGAGACCUAAGUCUGGCGCUUCAUAAGCUGCAGGAUAGUUUUCGGCACAACACGACAGAACAAAUAUUUUACAAGCAAGUUUGGUAAGUAGGAAAACACACGGAGGGAGAAAAUGAUAUUUGGAUAUAAAGAAAAUGGGAUGACAAGAAUGUAUAGAGACAGAAAUGGUUUUAUGAGUGAGGCGAUUGUACAGAAAACCGUUACGUUUUACUCCAUCUGCAGUGGCAGAAAAGUGAAUUAUUCAGCUUGCUACUCCAUUCCAAAUGAAAAUGAUGAAUCAUUUAAAUCCUGCAAAGGAUUCUCCCUCCUUCCAGCAAACAAGGAAAACAGACAUUGUGAAAAAUUAAAAUGAUUUAGGGAUGCAAUCCCUUUCCCACCACCACCCCUCUCCCACAGCUUUUUGUCGUAGAGUGUUGAUAUGUUUACAGAGAUUCACACACAAAAACACACAGGGGACGCAAAAGAACUGAUUAACACCACAAGGCUUUGAUUGUACUACAGUAAAUCUGAGAAGCCAAACGAGUAUUUCAUCUACUUUUUGGAGCAAUGAGCAUUCUUUCUUUUUAAGAUUGCUUCAAUGUUUUUAUUGAAGAUGUCUCUUGUUUUUUUUAUUUGCCCUCUCUUCUUCCACCCACUCACCUUUUACGCACCUUGAGGACAAAGUUUGCAUGAUUUUUAAAAACAGGAGGGAGGGAGGGGGGUUAAAAAAAUGCAAUCAGUUCCCUCUUUGAACACUCGUACUGCCCAAAUGAAAAUUUCCACAGAUCUCUUAAUGAAAUCGUAGGAGAAAAACUCCACAGAGACUUCGCUACAGGCUUCGUGUCGUCAUUAAAGGUCAUGAUGCAAAUAAGCUGGAGUUUUUAGCUGGAAUGCACUUUUAUACUGUGUGAUGUUAUAUAAUAGAUCAUAAAAAUGUUAAAGAUUACAGUUUUUUUCUAAGAUGUCAUUGAAAAUAUAUCAUGUCUGUAUGUAAAAGCAUUUCAAAUGUAAAUACCACUGAAUAUUAUUGCUAAAAGAGAGUAUAUAAAUAAAAAAGAGUAAAAAAAAAAAGAAUUUAGAUGUCCAAAUGGAGCACUGUUGGGACUAUCUAUAUGUGCUAUAGAUUAGAAAAUGGACUAACUGAGCUGGACUAAAAAACAACACCAUGUAUUCAACAUUUGUAUAUGGGCUUGUCAUGUCGUAGCUCUUGUCUUUGAAAUGGACCAGCCAAGGAUUUAAUUCUACAUGUGGCCUCUGGCAGAAGCUUGUUGUGGAAAACGGUGCUGUAGUUACAGGAAAGCUGUUGGUGAGGCCGUCCCAGUGAAGAACCAAACUGAUGGAAAUCCUGUGAAGUGGGGGCAAGUUCCUUUCAGACAUUCAAACCCACUAUUCUUUAAUUUCAAAACCAAAAUGCUAGUCC